CCGCAAGCCCCGCCUCCGCGGGCAGGCGCCUGAGGCGGUCUCCCCAGGCCGGCUCCUCAGUCUGCGUCUCCGCCGCUGCCGCCAUGGUGCUGAGCGGGGGUUGGUGGUGGGGCCGGGUCGUGGCUCGGGCGACAGCAGCUGGGGGGCUGCUGAGGCGAGAGGCCUGGCCUUGGAGAGCGAGGGCAACCCGGUGCAGCUCCGGCCGGGGCCCGGGGCCUCCUGUCGUCUCUGAGCUGGACAAGGCGGACGCCUGGCUCCUCAGGAAGGCUCACGAGACCGGGUUCCUUUCCUGGUUUCGGAAUGGCCUGCUGGCUACUGGUGUUGGAGUGAUUUCGUAUGUUCAAAGUGAUAUGGGGCAUGAAGUGGCUUAUGGCUUCUUCAUCCUUGGUGGAAUCUGCGUCUCGUAUGGCAGUGCUUCCUACCUUGUCAGCCUCUUCCUCCUGCGGCGUACCAUGAUGCUGUCCUUUCCCACGGCCCUCCUGAACGUCAUUGCAGUCACAGCCGUGGCCCUGGUCUGGCUGUGCACCAUCUCCCUCUAUAUCGGGCACUUGGAGGUGGAGGUUAUCCAGGACGACCCCAGCGACAAAUGCCAGGAUAAGGAGGACAAUGGGAAGUCGGAGAAGUGAGAACCGAGGUUGGUGAACAAAACCUCGGCCUGGGAUUGUACUCCGCGAACUGACGCUUAAGGCCAUCCAGGUGGGCCCUCCUGCUAGUCGGGCUGCAGGCUGGAUUAAUUUCUUGCAAACGAGACACACAUGGAUGUGUUGGCUGCUUUGUAUUUAUUUCAGGUUUUCCAGGUGGGCUCUUGGAAAUGACAUUAGCAAAAAUCAGAUCACUGGGAAAGAACAGAGUUCAAAGGACAUGUCCCACUGAGCGAGCAAGCUGGCUUCCCAGCUGGGAGCUGCUAUUCUUGCUAAACCAGGAUCUCUGGCACUUUUAUAAAGCAAGCCCACUGUGGAGAUCUUCUUGUUGGCAUUGCUUUUACCCUCUUCUCCCUCCUUCCCCACCCCAGCCAGGUCUACAAACUAAAGCCAUGUUCAACUCAAAAUACCCUAGAAAUGGCUAGUUGUGUCUGCCUCAAUUGUAUAGCUUGCCUCUGCUUCUCUAGUGUUGCUUAUCUCUAAAAUCCUCAUUCUGCAUCUCUUCUGCCACUGGGCCGUAUAUUCUUCACUCAGCCGGACCUGCUCAGUUAAACAUUUGUAUUAAAUACACCCCGACCAAC
Hemicordylus capensis (graceful crag lizard) is the source of this 1222-nucleotide messenger RNA. It is a transcript of the gene TMEM160, whose product is annotated as transmembrane protein 160. The record is from RefSeq and is a predicted model, not a curated record. The coding region runs from base 84 to 626 and encodes 180 amino acids. NCBI's taxonomy places the organism in Eukaryota, Metazoa, Chordata, Lepidosauria, Squamata, Cordylidae. The transcript is spliced from 3 exons.